Messenger RNA from Capsella rubella, 1857 nucleotides. Its product is annotated as UDP-glycosyltransferase 84A2. Lineage: Eukaryota; Viridiplantae; Streptophyta; Magnoliopsida; Brassicales; Brassicaceae. Gene Ontology annotation, molecular function: UDP-glycosyltransferase activity. The transcript has a single exon. The record is from RefSeq and is a predicted model, not a curated record. Bases 176 to 1666 code for a protein of 496 amino acids.
CGGGAAAAAAGCAAUAAAAUAUACAUCACUAAAAAUGGCCAAUAAGCAACUAUUCACCUUCAUUGUCUCCUAUUUAUAGCGGUAAUCCUCUUCCAACAUGCACACACUUCAAACACAAACACACAAGAACAAAGCAAAAGAAAGAGAAACCGAGAUUUUUUUUGUUCUCUAAAAGAUGGAACUAGAAUCUUCUCCUCCACUACCUCCUCAUGUGAUGCUCGUAUCAUUCCCAGGACAAGGCCACGUGAAUCCACUUCUUCGUCUAGGAAAGCUCUUAGCUUCAAAGGGUUUACUCGUAACCUUUGUCACCACAGAACCAUGGGGCAAAAUGAUGCGACUCUCCAAUAAAAUCGAGGACCGCGUCCUCAAACCCGUCGGUAAAGGCUAUCUCCGGUUCGAAUUCUUCGACGACGGGCUUCCCGAAGACGACGAUGUGAGCAGAAAUGACUUCGCCUUCUUCCGACCACACCUCGAGCUUGUCGGCAAGAGAGAGAUAAAAAACCUCGUGAAACGAUACAAGGAAGUGACAAAACAGCCCGUGACGUGUCUCAUCAACAACCCCUUCGUCUCUUGGGUUUGUGACGUGGCUGAAGAUCUUCAAAUCCCGUGUGCACUUCUCUGGGUUCAGUCUUGCGCCUGCUUAGCUGCUUAUUACUAUUACCACCACAAACUAGUUGAUUUCCCGACCGAAACAGAUCCCGAGAUCGAUGUCCAAAUCCCUGGCAUGCCUCUCUUGAAGCACGACGAGAUCCCUUCUUUCAUUCACCCUUCAAGUCCUUACUCCGCUUUGGGAGAAGUGAUCUUAGACCAGAUCAAAAGACUUCACAAGACUUUCUCUGUUUUCAUCGACACUUUCGACUCCUUGGAGCAAGACAUCAUCGACCACAUGUCAAGUCUCUAUCACCCCGGCGUUAUUAGACCUCUCGGACCGCUUUACAAAAUGGCUAAGGCUUUAAAUUACGAUGAGACCAAAGGGAACAUCUCUGAGCCAACGGAUGAAUGCAUGGAGUGGUUAGACUCGCAGCCUAUUUCCUCUGUUGUAUACAUCUCGUUCGGGACCGUUGCCUACGUGAAACAAGAACAGAUAGACGAGAUCGCUUACGGUGUAUUGAACGCGGACGUUACGUUCUUGUGGGUUAUUAGGCAACAAGCGUUAGGUUACAACAAAAAGAGACAUGUUUUGCCCGAAGAAGUCAAAGGGAGAGGGAAGAUCGUUGAAUGGUGCUCACAAGAAAAAGUUCUGGCUCAUCCUUCGGUGGCUUGUUUCGUGACUCACUGUGGAUGGAACUCGACAAUGGAAGCUGUGUCAGCCGGAGUCCCGACGGUUUGUUUUCCUCAGUGGGGAGAUCAAGUCACUGACGCCGUUUACAUGAUCGACGUUUUCAAGACGGGAGUGAGGCUCGGCCGUGGAGAGGCGGAGGAUAGAGUGGUGCCGAGGGAGGAAGUGGCGGAGAGGCUGAGGGAGGUCACGAAAGGAGAGAAAGCAACGGAGCUGAAAAAGAAUGCUUUGAAAUGGAAGGAAGAGGCGGAGGCGGCGGUUGCUCGCGGUGGCUCAUCUGAUCGGAAUCUUGAGGUGUUUGUGGAAAAGUUGGGUGCCAAACCUGUGGCGAAAAUACAAAACGGAAGUCAUAAUCAUGUUUUGGCUGGAUCGAUCAAAAUCUUUUAAAAAGUCAUUAAAGUCUUUUGUUUCUUUUUUUGUUUAAUUCUGCAGAAUCUUUUUAAUUUGUGUGUCGUAUGCAUUCUCUCUACUUCAAUUUAUUUUUUUCUUUUUUACUUUCUAGGUAUGUAUGGGUCUAUGGAUAAAAAAAGUCAACUAAUCCUUUUUGAAAAAGAAAUCUCAAAUCACGCUUUAAAUUA